CGAGGUGUCGCUGUUUGUAAUUGACGUGCACCUUUCGGUGACGUCACGGGGCAGAGAAUCUAUUUUCUUCGAGCCAUUUCUUUGAAGCUCAUCGGCGUUCCGCCGCAACAGCAGCGGCACACAUCGCAUUGAGGCUUCUCGCGAUUGCAUCACUUCACACGUUUUCCCAGCAGUGCAGUGUGUUCCCUCUUAAGCGUUUCCCCUCUAUUCUCGUCGAGUGCUCAUGGAAGCGGCAGUGUCCAGUCGGGGGGCGUCGGCGAGGCGUAUUCUGUGGGAAUCGAUUGCCAAGGUUUCAAAACGCGCGCCUUCGCCGCAUUCGGAAACUCCUGGAAUGUUUAAGGAAGAAACGGAAGACAACCAGCGUUACGUGAAACACCUUCUAGACUUCCGAGACGACGAGCUGGAACCUACCACGGGACCAGUGCAAUGUUCACGAAUAAUUGUGGCACCCUCUAUGACUUCCGCGCCCAACAUCAUCACCGAUAUGGUGGCAUUUGCUCAGUUGAAGCAGUGGCCGCAGCAGCUGGUGUUUCACACAUGUCGUGGCGGAAAUUAUUGCGACGGAGGGAACGCCGAGACAAUAGUCGGCAGUGGUGGCCUUGUUUCGGCAAGUGUGAACGCAAGUUCCCGCUGCCUACACGUGCGACUCCAGGGGAUGAAGUCGAAUUAUCGUUACUUCGUCUCCAUUGGCGUCCAGCUGUACGGCCAGACAAGCGACCCGGACCGCGACAUCGCAAGUGAUGUCGUGCCUCAGCCAAACCUGCUCGACGGUUUCGGUUGGGUAAACACUCCCUUGUGCCUUGACUUGACUGUACUUCUCGAGGAGAACCCAUGGGUUCCCGUCUGCACUACUGCUAAAGCUUACGUCGACGUCCGAUACAAGAUCACGAUGCGCAUUCUCCUACUCUCUGAGGACUGCUGGCCAGCCGGUGUGAAGCCCGUCCUGAUCACUCUCAAAGAAGGCUUCCUCGUGGAGAUUCUCUCGACCAGACAGCAAACAGUGAACCGACCAGGAGUGUUUCCUUUUGGAACGCAGGACGUCACAUCUCUGAGCGACCACCAAGCAGUCUCUGGCGUGUCAUUCGGACCGUACAGCUUUUCCUCGCCGGUGAUUGAGUCUCACGGCGGCUAUCCGUGGCAGGAAGAAGACAGCAUGCCAGUCACGCUUGGUCUGGAUUUACCGCGUGGCGUCAUGCAAGAACCGGCCGCGCUGUUCCGUUUCCGGGAAACAUCACAGUCGCCACCUUUCAUGAACUUCGUGAGCAACGGCUUCUUGUCACCAGCCACACCAGGCAAUGACUACAUCGCUGCAGACAGAGGUCGUACAAACUUCUUCCGAGACCUGGAUGGCGAGGCUCUCCUGCGCCAGUUACACCUGCGCCAGCGCCGUCCUUCGACCAUGCUACCUGUGGAUAGCCACUCUCAACAGUGCUGUGGCAGUCCUUGUGACGAAAGGCAUCAUGCGAUGCCGGAUGAUGUGGACAUUUUCCAGGAAAAUCUCUUCGACGGAGGCUAUGCUUGCCCGUCUGCCGACGCGACGUUUUUUCUCUAGCACUAUUUUAGAUAAUUUUAGGAUUUCUAUGCGUAUUUAGCGUUUAUAUCUUCAAAAAAAAACUAAUUUGAUAUUCUUUUUAGUUUGACUAUCUUUCAGUUUUAUUCGUUUACCCAAGUUUGCUGCGGUCACUGUUAACGCGCAUCGAAGUCAGUGUCAAAUGAAAAGGCAGCACUGGAAUGCGUGACCGAUUGCCGUUCACGCUGUCUGCAGUUCCCCUUCGAAAACAACCGCCCAUGUAUGGUUUAGCUACUAGAAGCAAUGGUACGGUAUCAAUGAUUCGACGGUUAUCAAGUUGAGCCACCGAAGAGUCACUUCAUGCAGUAUGCCGACCAGUCUGUGUGCUGGUGUGACGUGGUACUGAAUGACCGCAUGCUUGGCCGGCUUGACUUGGAAGACGAGUGGGCUUGGCACCACGACGAUGUCACUCUUCCAGCAGCCGAACCUGACACGUGCACUUGUCUUCUAUGUUCACUUGUAUAAUAUGGGGCGCAUGUCCUUUUCCUAAGCCCUCCAGUGUGCGCUUUUCAUUUGACUCUGAUAGUAACUUUCUUUUAUUUCAAACCGAACUUAUGUUUUGUUCACUAAGCAGCCGAUAUUCAGGCUUUAAUAUUGAAAAUUAUCUACACGCAGUUUUGUUGACAUGAGUUGAUCUGAAAUAAAAAUAUUAACCCAAAGUGGUCUGUUUUCUUC
Molecule: messenger RNA, 2245 nt
Organism: Rhipicephalus sanguineus (brown dog tick)
Lineage: Eukaryota; Metazoa; Arthropoda; Arachnida; Ixodida; Ixodidae
Exons: 7
Coding region: 224-1552 (442 amino acids)
Source: RefSeq, a predicted model, not a curated record